AUGCGGGCGCUUCGCGUUGUCCUCCGACCACUUUUACACCGCCAAAGGAGAUGGCUCUGCUCGUUGCCUUCUUCAAGUGAAGACGUUGACGUGAGGAACUUUCUACCAUCAGAAGCGUUUCUGAAACAGUUUGUCAGACGUCCGUCUCAUCGUGACAAGCUUACGUCGCUUAUUUCUGAACUACAGAUUUUCUUGGAAAUGUUCGGGAAGGACUCUCUCCCCGAAUUCACUGAUUCCAUUUGGUCUACAUAUUUUGGAACAUGGUCAGCAGAAGAUCGCUGUCAAUUUCUCAAUCAAUUACGGCUUGAAAGGAAAAACGCCCGGAAAUUCAGCACAACUGGCGAAAAGGAGCAGGCAAGUGUAUCAUGUAAGUACCUGAUAUCAGUGAUUAAUCAAAGAAGAGAAGAUAAUGGGGAGAUGGUCUAUGCACCUGGAUUUAACGCUUUAAUAGAACUUCGAGGUCAAGAAUUUCGACGCACCAUUGAUCGUUUGUACGGAAGUAGACUACUUGCGUUGCAAAGGUGCGAAGAAGAGCUACCCAAGCUUGUAAUCGACUGCAGAUUCCUCACAGAUUUCAGUGUGGCAAUCCAAUCUACGUUUGCCAAACACUUACUCUUCCAAUAUGGUCCGCCUUCUAUCGACAAGCCCUUCUCACGCCACCCUUUCGCGCCAACAUUAACGGCGAAAGGUGUUGAGCAUGCUUCUGGAAGCAGUCCUUCAGAUAUCAUGUAUAUAUCCUGGCGUGCAACUCAAUUUCUACCCGAUGAACCCCCUCCAAAUGUUCGAGCUGUCGUACUUUGUACGAGCAGGGACUAUCAACCAUGGUCGAGUAGUGUCUCAGCUGCUCAGAAGGAUGGUAUUACGGCUUACCGAUUACCUUUGGAACGAUAUGCUAGAUUUGAAUUUCUCUCCAAGCACCUGCCUCUCAAUGCAGCAUCGUCGAUUUUGCGUUCCUACUUUCGUGGAGACGAUAUCGGCGAAUCGAUCAAAACGGUCGUUGACUCGCUGUAUAAGAGUGUUCGCUCAGCUACGAAGGAGGAAACAGAGUUAUUUGAAUUUCUCUCCAAGCACCUGCCUCUCAAUGCAGCAUCGUCGAUUUUGCGUUCCUACUUUCGUGGAGACGAUAUCGGCGAAUCGAUCAAAACGGUCGUUGACUCGCUGUAUAAGAGUGUUCGCUCAAGCUACGAAGGAGGAAACAGAGUUGUUAGAACGGUACAAGUCUGUCAUCCAAGAAGCAGUGGCGAAAGCGGAACGAGAAAGUUCGUCAGCAUCAAGGGCGAAGCCAACCCGUUCCCAGCAGGAACCGAAAAAGCCGAGAGUUCACCGGUAUACUAG
Messenger RNA from Cooperia oncophora, 1335 nucleotides. NCBI's taxonomy places the organism in Eukaryota, Metazoa, Nematoda, Chromadorea, Rhabditida, Trichostrongylidae. The record is from the annotation of a GenBank genome assembly.